UUGGCGUCCCGAGGCAUCGGUGCCACUACCGGGCCGGCCGCGGCUCUCCCACCCCUGCCGCGGGUGUGAGUGGGCCGGGGCCGGGCCGCAGCCAGGCGCGGGAGCCGGAGGAGUCACGCGCCCUAAUCGCUGCCCAGGUUGGGCCCGACAGCCCUGCGGGGCCGCCUCGUCGUCCAGAUCCGAGCGGCGAAAUUCCCACAUUUCCUCAAUAAGAAGAGGAUAAGACAGCAAGUGCUAAGGAUGAGGAAAGAAAAUAGGCCAGUUGUGCUUUCUGGACUCUUCUGGGCCUGAAGUUUCAGGAUGCUCUCUUAAAGGAUUUUAGAAGAGGAAGGAUUUUUUAAUGGCUUUUCAGAAUCUUGAAUACAGUUUGACAUGACAGCAAAAAAUGUUGGUUUGACUGCCACAAAUGCAGAACUAAGAGGAUUUAUAGAUCAGAAUCUCAGUCCAACAAAAGGUAACAUUUCUUUUGUCGCAUUUCCAGUUUCCAGCAGCAACUCGCCAACAAAAAUUUUACCAAAAACCUUAGGACCAAUAAAUGUGAAUGUUGGACCCCAAAUGAUUAUAAGCACACCACAGAGACUAACCAGUUCAGGAAGUGUUCUGAUUGGGAGUCCGUAUACCCCUGCACCAGCAAUGGUUACUCAGACACACAUAGCAGAAGCUACUGGCUGGGUCCCAGGUGAUAGAAAACGGACUAGAGAAUUUAUAGACUCUGAUUUUUCAGAAAGUAAACGAAGCAAAAAAGGAGAUAAAAAUGGAAAAGGCUUGAGACAUUUUUCAAUGAAGGUGUGUGAGAAAGUUCAACGGAAAGGAACAACAUCAUAUAAUGAAGUAGCUGAUGAGCUGGUAUCAGAGUUCACCAAUUCAAAUAACCAUUUAGCAGCCGAUUCGCAGGCUUAUGAUCAGAAGAACAUUAGGAGAAGAGUUUAUGAUGCUUUAAAUGUGCUGAUGGCAAUGAACAUAAUUUCAAAGGAAAAAAAAGAAAUCAAGUGGAUUGGCCUGCCUACUAAUUCUGCUCAGGAAUGUCAAAACUUGGAGAUAGAGAAGCAGAGACGGAUAGAACGGAUAAAGCAGAAGCGGGCUCAGCUGCAAGAACUUCUCCUGCAGCAAAUUGCUUUCAAAAACCUGGUACAGAGGAAUCGGCAAAAUGAACAGCAAAACCAGGGUCCUCCAGCUCUAAACUCCACCAUUCAGCUGCCAUUUAUAAUCAUCAAUACAAGCAGGAAAACAGUCAUAGAUUGCAGCAUCUCCAGUGACAAGUUUGAGUAUCUUUUUAAUUUUGACAACACCUUUGAGAUCCAUGAUGACAUAGAAGUACUAAAGCGGAUGGGAAUGUCCUUUGGCCUGGAGUCAGGCAAAUGCUCCCUGGAGGAUCUGAAACUUGCUAAAUCACUGGUGCCAAAGGCUUUAGAAGGUUACAUCACAGAUAUCUCCACAGGACCUUCUUGGUUAAAUCAGGGACUGCUUUUGAACUCUGCCCAGUCAGUUUCAAAUUUAGACCUGACCACUGGUGCCACCUUAUCCCAAUCAAGUGUAAACCAGGGGUUGUGCUUGGAUGCUGAAGUGGCCUUAGCAACCGGGCAGUUCCUUGCCCCAAACAGUCACCAGUCCAGCAGCGCGGCCUCGCACUGCUCAGAGUCCCGAGGCGAGACCCCGUGUUCAUUCAACGACGAAGACGAGGAAGAUGAGGAGGAGGAUUCCUCCUCCCCGGAAUAAAGACAGGAGAAAAACCCAUGUUACCGUAUUUGAAGCUUAUGUGUGUUUUUAGUGUGAGCUCUUGUUUCUUAAAUGAUUGCUUCAGUCUUUGCCCUUGUUUGCACUGUGCGUUCAGUGAAAACUAGAGAAACACAUAAGCAGAUUACAUGAAGGCCGAUGGUUGAGAUGAAUGUUAACAUAGUGGGAAUGAAAACUCUGAACAACAGAGUGGUGGGUUGCUAUGCAAACAAAGCCUGUUUUCUGAGUGAUAGAGGGGGGAUAAUCCCUGAAGAACGUGCCUCGGGAAUGAAGCUCUUUCAUCUUCUGCGAGGUGGAUCUCUGGAUUCCCCUACACCCAUGUAUGCCUCCUUGGAAUCGAGAGUGCUACAAGGAACUGCCCCUGGCGAUCAUGCUUCUCAUGUCUCUCUCCCCUGCCUGGGCUGCCUGUUACGGGCAGAAACAACCAUGAAAAGUUCCCGGGAGGGGUGAGGGUAGGGACACAGGGCAGAGUUGUACAGCGAAGGAUGUGGCUGGCAGUCCUUGCGGCCCACAGAGCACAGUUGGAGCUGCUGAACCAGUUGAGAGUCCAGGCAAGGUGCUUGAUGCACCAACUCCUGCAGCUUCUAGAAAGGAGCAAGCGCUUGUAAGUACUUUAGUGAAAAUUAGAAUAAUUUAUAGGAAAACUGAAAUUAUUAUUAGCCAGUGCUUUGGUGCAUAGAACUUACUAGGGCUAUUUCUGGAAGCCAAAAUAGGAUAGCAUUUCCAUGUGCAUUAAAUACUCUGCCAGCACUGCCUUUCGCCAGCAUUCUAAAUCUGGAAUUUUACAGGGAAGGAAACUGUUUUUGUCGCUUUAAUCAUGCAUUUCAUACAGCUUUUUCAUUUAAAUCAAAACAAAGAAACAAAUUCCUAUAACUGAACUGCUUGCCUGCAGUUCCCCACAGUAACUGUAUGAUUUCAUCCAGCGUGCAAUUUGUGAAACUGAACCAAAUGUCAUUAUUUUUGUCCUUUAAAGUUUAUUUCAAGAAUAUGAACAGCAAUGUUAUCCUGUAUAUGACCCCUUUCAUACGUUUUCAUUAAUCAAAAUGACAGUAUUUCGUUUGUUCCUGGGUAAAUUGCAUUUCAAACUAACCCAAUAUUCAGUGUGUCACAGAAACAUUGAAAAACGUUGACCACUCCAAAUGAUUGGCUUUAUGAUAUUGUAGCAUGUAGUCUAUUAUUUCAUAGCCAAAGAUGCUGUAGUAAUACUGCACUGGUGUGUUCACGAUCCCUGUGCCUCUGGAUGAAGGGUGUGGGGCCAUCUGCCUCCAUGGGCAAGCCCCGCCUCAUUGAACUGGGCUUCUUCCAAGGAAGUGGUUAGACUGUGACCUUUUAAAGGCACCGGGCACAUGCACCAGUCACAGGGAAAAGAUGAGCAUGAGUGCCAGCAAUCUUUUGUAAAUUAUUUUGAAUUAAAAAAAAAAAAAAAACUUAAAAAUUAAGGGUAUAACUUCCAUGAGUAGGUUAUCAGUUUUACAAUUAAUUUCACAUUAAAGUCUUGAAAAAGAGCAAAUAAUAAUAAUUUCACAUUAAAGUCUUGAAAAAGAGCAAAUAAUGCUGGAAAAAUUAACUCUAAAAUGUUGACUUGAAUCAUAAGGGUCUGUCCCUUGAUUAUGCAGCCAUCUAGCAUCCGAGCUGAGCACUGAGCUCAGCCCAGAUCUGUUCUCUUCUAAAUCCUGUGGGAGAAGUGCGGACUCUGUCCUAUGAUGCUGCUUUAAAGCCCUGCCAUUGUGCAUAUGGUGAGCUGGAGGUGAAAGCUUUGGCUGGCCUAAAAUUUUUAUUAAGGUUAUAAAAACUGAUGAACACACAACUUUUGUUUAAAGCUCCUUUGAAAGAGAACUCUCAUCUGCCAAGAAUAAGCUGUUAGUACAGGCUCAGUGUUCAGCGGGGCAGGGAGAUAUGGAGUUGGUUUGUAGAGAAUUCUGUUUUAGCGUGGGUUCUGGAGCACACCUCCCAGACUGGUCAGAGGAGUCAACACACUGCAGAGGCCACAGCAGGAGACGUUUCUUAGUGGAAAACCGUCAGCCACACAAAUCCAGUGAAAAAGAAUUUCCCACUAAGUCAUUGUGACAGGGGCUUCUUCCUCCUUUACUGACCCCAGCCCUUCUUAUCCUUGUACUUUGCAGCAGCAGGGACCUGGAGAGGCCAAGGGCCAUAGCUAGAUCUUACUUGUGAAAAUACUGUAUACUGCAGGUCCCAAGGAACAUUGCAACAUUCAUGACAGGUACAUUAAUUUUAACCAUUCCUCUACUAAAUAGCAAAAUCCUUGCUAGAGUUCUUGGGAAACCAUUCCCUUCUCUACUCUUCUCACCUCUGCAGCUAUAGAGUGCUUUAAAUUGAUAAAAUAUGGGCUUUAAAAAAAAAAAAAAAGGCAACCAAAGUCUCUUACUCCCAUUGGCGCCCAUCACUGGCCAUCCCAGCCACAGCUGGUGGUUUGGGGCAGUGGCCUCCACUUCCUCAGUAACGUGCUGUGGACAUCUGGGUCACACCAGCACUUGCUGCUGGUAUAAACCUUUCCAAAGCAAAAAAAAAAAAAAAAAAAAAAAAAGUUGAGGCGUUUGAAAAGCUGUUAUUCUUCUCCCCCUAAACUUAUUUACCUGAGUCUGAAGUUUAUCACUGUCACAAUUUCACAUAGGAAUUAAAGUAAAAAAAAAAAAAAGUUAGAAAAU
This is a messenger RNA of Choloepus didactylus (southern two-toed sloth), 4400 nucleotides long. RefSeq names its product transcription factor Dp-2 (gene TFDP2). Gene Ontology annotation, biological process: regulation of cell cycle; regulation of transcription by RNA polymerase II. Gene Ontology annotation, cellular component: transcription regulator complex; nucleus. The record is from RefSeq and is a predicted model, not a curated record. NCBI's taxonomy places the organism in Eukaryota, Metazoa, Chordata, Mammalia, Pilosa, Megalonychidae. The transcript is spliced from 14 exons. Gene Ontology annotation, molecular function: RNA polymerase II transcription regulatory region sequence-specific DNA binding; DNA-binding transcription factor activity, RNA polymerase II-specific. The coding region runs from base 373 to 1716 and encodes 447 amino acids.